Lachancea mirantina is the source of this 1839-nucleotide messenger RNA. Lineage: Eukaryota; Fungi; Ascomycota; Saccharomycetes; Saccharomycetales; Saccharomycetaceae. The record is from the annotation of a GenBank genome assembly.
AUGGCGGCAUUUUCCGGAAUUUUGGCUGAUGAAGAACACAAUAUAGCCACCAAGAAUACUAAUGGCGUCAAAUCUGUGCUGAGCAACACCGACAUUGCCAUUGUGCAAGAAGAAGCGCGUUUGGAGAAAAGCGAGGAGCCAACAACACGCUGGAAGCGAUUUAUAAGAGCGCUCGAGGUACCGCACGAGGGAAAACCUAUUUCAGUGUUGCGAAAUCCCGACUUAGAACCCGUUGCGCGUAACGAAAGAACAUGGGGAUUUUGGUCGUUUUUCGCUUAUUGGGGGCUGCCCAAUUUUGCAGUUGCCACGUUUUCGACUGGGUCGGCUUUGCUCGCUCUGAAUCUCAACAUUCAACAGUCAAUUGGCGCCCUGGUGAUCGCCAAUGUUAUUAUCGCCGGAUUCACCAUUUUGAACUCGAAUCCGGGUAUAAAGUAUCACAUCGGCUAUACUUUGGCACAGAGAAUGAUUUUUGGCAUCUACGGUUCCUACAUUGGCAUUAUCAUUCGGGUAGGUCUAUCAGUCGUUUUUUAUGGGUACCAGGCUUGGCUCGGGGGCCUUUGUUUGAAUAUGGUCUUCGAUUCUUUCUCAAACAACUACUUGAACAUGAAGAAUACUUUUCCUGAGUCUGUGCCAAUGACAAGACGCGACUGCAUCGGAUUUAUAUGUUUCCAGCUCAUCCAGAUGCCAUUGUCUUUUGUGAGACCAAGUAGAGUCAAUAUUCCCUCAAUUAUAUCCUGUUUCCUGACGCUUUUUGCAGUGAUCGGUCUUCUGGCAUAUUUGACCAAGGUAAACGGUGGCCCAGGUCCUCUAUAUUAUGAAGAGGUAACGUUGUCAGCGGGGGAAAGAUCAUGGAUGUGGCUGUUUGCUAUCACUAUUUGGUAUAGUGGAAUCUCACCCGGUGUUGCGAAUCAAUCAGAUUUUUCCAGGUUUGCUAGUGGGCGCUUGUCCUGCUAUCUUGGCCUCUUCAUCGGAAUUGUUCUUCCUGGUACAUUCAUUUCGCUGGCCGGAAUGCUAUGUGCUUCUGCUUGCAAACAGUUGUAUGGAACAGCCUAUUGGACUCCGGAUGAAAUUAUAUCUCAAUGGCUUAAUACUGAUUAUUCUGCUAAGGCGCGUGCCGCGAGCUUUUUCAUUGGAUUGAGUUUUACUUCGUCUCAAGUAUUCUUAAACAUGACCCAGAAUGGAUACGCUUGUGGAAUGGACCUGGCGGGAAUUUUUCCUAAAUUCAUCAACGUGACGAGAGGAACCUUGUUUAUCCAGUUAUUAUCGUGGGUAGUACAACCUUGGACUUUUUUCAACACAUCUUCCUCGUUUUUGAAUGCAAUGAGCUCGAUUGGAAUUUUUACAACGCCUAUUGUGACUAUCAAUGUUAUCGAUUUCUAUUGGUUUCGCAAAUCGAAGAUUACAUUGAUAGAUUUCUUUACAUUAUCGAAAAGAGGCGCUUACUGGUUUGACUAUGGAUGUAACUGGCGAGCACUUGUUUCUCUUAUUGUUGGAAUUGUUCUGGGUAUUCCCGGUCUAGUUUACCAGGCUCAAGAGACUUUGAAGCCAAAUAUGGCCAUGCUAAAUUAUUUCUAUGGCUACAUGUUUUUCAUUCCCUUAGUAACGGGAUUCCUCUAUCUGGGUCUUAACUUGAUUUCUCCUCUGAAACAUGAAAAACUGGGGCAGGUUGAUCCUAUAGACUUCUUUGAUUGCUUUACGUCGAAAGAAUUGUCAGCGUUGAGCAUGUUACCGUUCCAGGACAAUAUUGGUGAUGUUUAUCAAUACCUUGACGCUCAAGAACAGGAUUCGGAGCAGGAGUACCCCAUUCAAGAAGUGGCUAUUUGGCAGGAAAAAAGCUGA